Messenger RNA from Miscanthus lutarioriparius, 558 nucleotides. The record is from the annotation of a GenBank genome assembly. NCBI's taxonomy places the organism in Eukaryota, Viridiplantae, Streptophyta, Magnoliopsida, Poales, Poaceae.
AUGUCUGCUGGGGAAAUAAAAUCUAAAGCAAAUCAACAUCAAAAUCAAUCAGCUAGCAAUCAUGGUGAAUCGAUUAAGCAGCGGCGGCGACUUGCCUCACAGCAUCGCGGCGCCGAGCAAGGCCGCCAGGUCGUGGAUCCAGGCCGCCCCGACCAAGGAUCGACACCGCCGGACCCUGGAUCUAGGACGCCCGUCCAUGGACGCGGCGGCGCCCACGGCGAUGUGCAGGCGGCGGUGCGCGGAGGCAGCGGCGGGGAGCGGGAAGGGGUCCUCCGCCGCCAGGAGGAGCACCUCGUCGACCGCCGCGAGGAGCCCUAUGUUGGUGUAGCUCGCCUCGGCGUCUCAGAUGCCCGAGUCGACGCCGGGGGAGCGAGUCCACUGGAGCAGGGCGAGCCGCUCCUCCUCCGCCUGCGUCUUCGGCUCGCCAGACACACCUGCGGGGCAGAUGAGAUCGAGGCCAUCCCAGACCUCGGCUUCAAAGAGGAAGUGGAAGACGGGCGACCGCUCGGGGAGAGAGAGAAGGGGGAGAAGAGGAAGACGGGCGACGCACAGGCGUAG